Messenger RNA from Raphanus sativus (radish), 1557 nucleotides. RefSeq names its product WAT1-related protein At2g40900. Gene Ontology annotation, cellular component: plasma membrane. The transcript is spliced from 7 exons. The record is from RefSeq and is a predicted model, not a curated record. The coding region runs from base 174 to 1355 and encodes 393 amino acids. Gene Ontology annotation, molecular function: transmembrane transporter activity. Lineage: Eukaryota; Viridiplantae; Streptophyta; Magnoliopsida; Brassicales; Brassicaceae.
CAGGAAAAGCACAUUCUAUAGGUGUUUUCUCUCCUCUCUGUUCCUAACUCAUUUCUCUUAUAUACAAACACUAACUUUUAAAAUUUACACACCUUCAAGAAUCAUAAAAAUAACUCCGAAGUUUUGUUUAGUUUUCUUGUCUUGAAACCUAAAGGAAAAAAAAGCGGAUCGAGAUGGGAUUAAGGAUGUCAGAAUCAGCUAAACCUUACUUUGCAAUGGUGUGUCUUCAGUUUGGAUACGCUGGUAUGAACCUGCUCACUAAAACCGUCCUUGACCGUGGUAUGAGCCAUUACGUUCUUGUUGCAUACCGCAACGCUUUUGCCACAGCCGCGAUCGCACCUUUCGCAUUUCUCUCUGAAAGGAAAGUGAGGUCAAAGAUGACGUUUUCAAUAUUCAUGCACAUAUUUGUUCUUGCUCUUCUCGGGCCUGUGAUUGAUCAGAAUCUAUAUUACAUCGGUCUGAAACUCACAUCUCCGACGUUUUCCACUGCCGUUAGCAACAUCGUGCCCGCAAUUACCUUUAUCCUCGCCACUCUUUUCAGGAUGGAAAAAGUGGAGAUGAGAAAAGUAAGAUGCCAAGUAAAAGUAGUGGGGGCUUUAGUGACAGUGGUUGGAUCCAUAUUGAUGAUAUUAAACAAAGGUCCGUUCAUCGAUUUCUUCCGAUCUCACCUUAACACCACCACCGCAACUUCGCCGUUGGCCGGUGAUUAUCUUAAAGCCGCCAUCUUCCUCCUCCUCGCUUCCCUAUCAUGGGCUUCCUUCUUCAUUCUUCAGGCAUCAACUUUGAAGAAAUACGCAGCCCAUCUCUCAUUAUCAACCAUGGUGUGUUUCAUGGGAACUUUACAAUCCUUGGCCCUGACCUUCGUAAUGGAACAAAACGCUUCUGCUUUGAACAUCGGUUUUGACAUGAACCUUCUCGCUUCUGCAUACGCGGGAAUAAUGUCGUCGAGCAUAGCUUACUACGUUCAAGGACUUAUGAUGCAGCGAAAGGGGCCUGUCUUCGUUACUGCAUUUAACCCUUUUGUCGUUAUCAUUGUUUCUAUAAUAAGCUUCUUUGUUCUAGGCCAAGGAAUCUACCUUGGAGGGGUUAUUGGACUGGUUGUUUUAACGUUGGGAGUCUAUGCCGUGUUGUGGGGAAAGCACGUAGAUGACAAUGGCGAUGAAAUACCCUGUGAAAAUAACGUUUUAGAAGCUGUUAAGUGUUGUAGUGGUAAUAAUGGUCUCUCGAUCAUGCCAACAAUCGACGAAAUUGACGAAGAUGUUGAAACUGGGAACGUUCAGACGGUUGAGAAGGAAGGAUCACUGGUCGUUGUGGUUUUUUGUCGUGAAAGUGUGGAUAAUGUUUCACGAUGCUAAUUAGAUGGUUUUGUUUUUGUUUGAAGCAAAACUGGGAAGAAGAGUAACUUAUUUUUGGUACUUGUAAGUUUGAAUUCCUUCCCUUGUUUCAAACGUGUUUGAUUUAUAGUUUUUGACUAUUUAGAGUAACUAUGGUUUCUAUGUAACAUCCAUUUUGAUAACUAGCUAUAAGCCUAUAUAUGUAUAUCAGUGCAUUUUGAUA